Molecule: messenger RNA, 1927 nt
Organism: Gossypium raimondii (Peruvian cotton)
Lineage: Eukaryota; Viridiplantae; Streptophyta; Magnoliopsida; Malvales; Malvaceae
Exons: 8
Coding region: 178-1722 (514 amino acids)
Biological process (GO): mitotic spindle assembly; activation of protein kinase activity; regulation of mitotic spindle organization
Cellular component (GO): mitotic spindle; nuclear microtubule
Molecular function (GO): microtubule binding; protein kinase activator activity
Source: RefSeq, a predicted model, not a curated record
CGUAGAGCGUCACAAGGCUUCUAACGUUCAUUUUUCUUCUUCUUUUUAUUGAUUUUUAUUUUCCUCUCUUUCACCAAAAUCGAAGCUCCAUUUUUCCAUCAACUAUAAACCAAUAUCCAGUUUUUAUUUUCCAGUUUUAGUCUAUUCCUUGAAAGAUUUCUUCAGUUUUUUUGCUCUAUGGAGGUUGCAAAGAAUUCCAAACUGGGAACUCCUAUGAAAGACACAGAAAGGAAUUCUCGAUCAAAAACACCAAAGGGUUCAAAAUUUUCUGAGAAUUCGAAUCCAAAUAUUUCUGGUUCAACUUCCCCAAUAACAAAAUCUUCAAAAUCCCAGAAAUAUUCUUCCAAGAAUCCAGUUAUCUAUUCACAAAGUAACAAGCUUAUGGAAAGAAAGUUUGUAGUGGCUAAGAAGAACUCGAAGAAAGUAAGGUCUAAUUCGAAUCCAACGACGGUUGGGAUUAAUUGCAAAUGUAAAGAGAAGCUUGGUGGGAAUUCGAAGAAGUGUUUAUGUGUUGCUUAUGAGAAUCUGAGAGCAUCUCAAGAAGAGUUUUUCAGGAACAAAGCUGAAACUGAAGCAGAAGAAGAGGGUAAAGAGACGAGAGAUUUGAUUGAGAAUCUUAGAGAAGGGUAUGGAUCAGAUAAUCAAGAGAUUGAAAACUUGAGUCAACCAGGUAGUUCUACUAUUAAGAGAAGGAGAGAUAAGUUGAUGGAAGAAGCAAGGAAUAGUGUUCCUGAAUGUGGAAAGGUUUUGCAUUUGGUUAAGGCUUUUGAGAGGCUUCUUUCGAUACCGGAUUCAAAGGAAUCAGAUAAGGAGGAAGAUGAUGAAAAGGAACCAAAAGAAGACAAGAAUGAUGAUGAUAACAACAGGCAGAAACCACUGAAAUGGGCGUUACCUGGAUUGCAAACAAUAAACUUGACUGAGGUUGACGCUGAGAAUGAAGAUGAGACCAAGGAUUCUUCAUCAUCAUCAUCUUCUUCUUCUCCUUCAUUUUGUCCAUCAGAUUUUAUUUUGACUGCCGAGAAUCUUGGUUUGGAUCCAUGUUUCUCAGUUUCUUCUUCAUGGGAUAGCAGCCAAGGAAGUAUUUCAAGUAGGACCUCUAAUGGAGGUCGAAGAAGCCGAAGAAAUAGCUCUGAGUCUGUUGGGACAAUUGGUGGGAGGAGAUGGAAAAAGCAGCUUAAACCAACUUCCUUAAAACCAUUCAAGCUAAGAACUGAGCAAAGGGGGAAAGCCAAGGAAGAAGAGUUCAUGAAGAAGAUACAAGAAAUGAUGGUAGAACAAGAGAAGCAGCGGAUUCCGAUUGCUCAAGGCCUCCCAUGGACAACCAAUGAACCGGAGAUCUUGAUCAAACCUCCUGUUAAAGUGAACACAAGACCAGUAGAUUUAAGAUUGCAUAGUGAUGUACGAGCGGUGGAGCGCGCGGAGUUUGAUCAUCAGGUAGCUGAGAAGAUGAGUCUAGUAGGGCAAUAUAAAAUGGAAAGGGAGAGACAGCAGAAGAUGGCAGAAGAAGAGGAAAUAAAGAUGCUUAGGAAGGAGCUCAUUCCAAAAGCACAACCUAUGCCUUACUUUGAUAGGCCUUUUAUUCCUAAAAGGUCAUCAAAGAAUCCAACUAUACCGAGGGAGCCAAAGUUCCACAUUCCACAGCAUAAGAAGGUAAAAUGCUUCGUGUCAUGGAAUGACAUGAGCCCAUACACUUUCCAAGGGAAUGAAGCAAGAGAAAUAUAGGGGUUUUUUCCUUUUUUUUUAAAAAGUGAUUCUUUCAUUUGUUAUUUCAUUUACAAAAUAAUGUCAAUCCUUCUCUCCCCCUGAACAUUUUGUACAUAAGCAACCAAAUUGGUUGCAGUAAUCAUUUUGUUUGGUGGAAGUGAAGUUUCUCUUUCUAAUGAGCAACUAAAUUUGUGGCUUUUAAUUCUUUAAAAGCCUUGCAUAA